Molecule: messenger RNA, 997 nt
Organism: Sorghum bicolor (sorghum)
Lineage: Eukaryota; Viridiplantae; Streptophyta; Magnoliopsida; Poales; Poaceae
Exons: 6
Coding region: 290-997 (235 amino acids)
Source: RefSeq, a predicted model, not a curated record
AAGAGAUCCACGUGGAACACAAAGCAAUAUGUCUACACAGAGCGAAAUGUCUACGCCGAGAGAUACACGUGGACCGUUAAGCGAUAUCACCAACGUCACAGAUGAGGCCUCGCGGAAGAGGGAUCAAAGGAAUAUGCAGUAGCAGAAACGUCGAGCUGAUAUGUCCAUCGAACAAAGGGAAAAGAUUAAUAGAAAACAACGUGAAUACCGACAGCGUAAGAAGGCCGCAACCUAAAAUAGUAGCACUUCGGCUACUUUGACUGAAACAGUGUCAUUAACUUCAUUAUCGAUGGAUAUUGACGAAAAUGCUGACCCAUGUGAUGAAAACACACCAAUUAUUUUGGGCAACAACAAUAUCCAAACAGAUGCAGAUGGGAAUCAGAGUCAUGUUGGCGUUGGCACAUCAACUACAAGAGGCAGUGCACAGUCUGAAGUCAACGACAAUGAUGUCCCAGAUAGUGUUGAUACUAGGAGGGAAGAAAAGAAUGCACGACAACGAAAACGAAGAGCUGAUAUGACUGAUCAACAAAGGGAGGAGAUUAAUAGGAAACAACGUGAAUAUCGAGCGCGUAGGAAGGUUGCAAAGCAAAAUAUUACCACCACCUCUGAUGUGUCUCAAAUAGUGCUAGCAUCCUCACCUGCAGGUUGUGUGAGUUUUGAAACAGGAUUAUCAACUAUAUUGGAAAAUGAGGAGUCAGAAGAUCCCACGGAUUGGCUACAUAAAAAUGAUAAUUAUGUGCCACGAGCCAGAGGUCCCGUUGAUUCAGAAGUUCAUUUACCUGAGCGGCGCCGCAACCAUGUAGAUGUCACAACCAAUGAAGAUGAAUUCGACCGUGAACUAUUUGAACCAACAAAUGAUGGUUGGGAUGGUGAUGAAGAUGCCAUGGGCGGCGACCAUGGAUUGCACGAUAAAAACUUAAAUGAUGAUAGAGUCAAUCAAGAACCUGCACAAGGUAAUAUGAUGAGAUUUAUAUAUCAUGUUACAAAUCCAGCUUAA